Porites evermanni is the source of this 756-nucleotide messenger RNA. The record is from the annotation of a GenBank genome assembly. NCBI's taxonomy places the organism in Eukaryota, Metazoa, Cnidaria, Anthozoa, Scleractinia, Poritidae.
AUGGCUGCACUUGUAGCGGACGUAACCCGCGUCGAAAGCCUCACUGAACAAUUGGGGCGACAUAGCCUUGACGAAGACUUAAUUCAACGAACUGAAAAAAACUUCGUCUCCACUCAGAUUUCGCCAGACAACAGCGCUUCUGAUGUCAGAAUUUCGUCCCACCUUGCCGAUACUUGGCUUGGCAUCGUUGAUAGGACACCCACCAACAGCAAAUAUAAUAAGCGAGGGGCUCAAGGGAUCAAACAACACAUCGUAAGCCGUAAAUUGCAGCCUCUCAUUCUCAGAGAAACACCGAAGCUUGUCAAUGAAGUUCGCAUCGUUAAAUUUGUUAGCAACAAACGAAAUUUGAGGCGAAAUCAUGCGGUGAAACUUGAGAGAGAUGGGAGGGAGUAUGAAAAGGAUGCAUUAAACACUCGAUAUGGCAGAGUGGAGGAGGGAUUUGACCAGUCAAGCUCGAGCGAUGAUGAGCUGCGAGAGCUGUUUUUGUGCAACACUAAAACACCUGAAAUGGACAAAGAAAUGCAAGAAAACUCGAAUAGUGCAGAGGUUAAUUUUCGAGCAGCCGGCUUAGUUGAGGAAAAAGUCGACAAAGCCGACACUGGGAGGAAAAGGAACAAAAUGUGCCGGGGGAGUUUGAAAAAGAAAAUAAAAAUUUUGAGGCCAUGCCUUGAUUUAGAGAAAAUGGAAGCAAGGAGAUUGGACGACCUCAAGAUUGACAACAAAGGACCGGAAAAUAUAUUUCAUCCGAUUCAUUAA